CACGACUUUUCCGUGUGUCCUCAUCCCUGUUGCUGCGUCAGCCAGCAAUAUGCAGUGCUACCAAUUACUGGCGACAACGGAUCUUUACCCACAUAUGGCAUGUGUUUCGGCGGGGAUCCUCGACGGCGAUAGUCACCAAUGCGCCGUGGGGGAGUAUCGCACUGAUGACACUCAUAAAUUGAACCUAGUUGUAGAGUUGGAUCAUCUCAACCCCGGCCCCUGCAUACAAUGUAUGAUCGUUCUCGCCAUGUCUAUUCCUCAUUUCCUGCGUCUGGUCCAGCCGCGACGUGCGACUGUCCCGACUAAACCAACAGGGUGCUCGGAGGUUGUUGAUUUGGGCCACUUUCUCCAACUCAACCUCUGCAAUAUCCGUAAAUCUAUUCGGUUAUCAAUAUUUGAAGACUCCAAUCCCUAGCUAGACGUUGGGAUAUAUUCUUUUCUAUCACUUUAACUUGCGUGAGCUGCAUUCGUCGCCCAUCCGUUGAAAUCAAGAGGUAUAGAGCCGUAAUCUGGCUCGAGUAGCGCGUCUGCGAAAAUAUUGACUCCGAGAACAAUGUCAGAAACCACGCAUCAUCAGCCCGCUGUCACUGGAGAGGAUAGCAAACCACAAACGCCGGAGGCUAAAGAGGCUCAGAUCCUGGAAUCAACUACACCGACUGAGGAUGUCGUCGAAAAGAUCUCCACAUUCAGCGGCGACUUUGACCCCAAUGAUCCCAAGAACCCCAAGAACUGGAGCAACACGCGAAAGCACCUCAUUUUCGCGGCGCUUAUGUCCAGCUCACUCCUAUGUGAUGGUGGAAUGACAUGGGGCGCAACGCUCCUGUUUCCGCAGAGUCUUCAAUGGCAGAUCGAGCUUAACAAGGCAGCCACCAGCAUGAAUUAUGGCAUUCUUCUCCAAGGGUUUGGUGGUAUAUUCGCCGUUCCUCUCAUUGAAGCUUAUGGGCGCCUCCCAGUCUGGUUCUGGACCCAGAUUAUUGCAAUGGGCAUGGUGAUCGGCUGUGUGCUAUCCCCAACCUUUGAAAUCUUCACAACAUUCCGCUCCAUGCAGGGCCUCUUUGGCACCGUUCCCCAAGUCAUCGGUCUUCCAAUUAUAUACGACAUGUAUCACCACCGCGAUUGGCCGCGCAUGAUCAAUAUUUGGGGCACGACGUUUCUUGUGGGUCCAUUCCUUGGCCCGGCCAUUGCUGGCUACAUUCUGUAUGGGACUGGAAAAUGGGAAAGUUCAUUUGCCGUUCUUGCUGGUUUGUAUGGCGCGAGCACGCUUGCUAUUUUGGCUGUGGGAAGGGAGACCUAUUAUCAAAAAGGCAUGAAAACCCAAGAGACGCCACGAUGGAAGUCAUUUUUGGGACUUGGAAACACUGGGACGCUGCAUAAGCUUUCCGCUGUCGUUGAGCAAUCCAAGGCCCUCGUUAUCAUGAUCUUUACGCCCCCAAUGCUCCUCGUUGGUCUUGCAACAAUGGUCAACUUUACUUGGCCUAUCGGCAUAACCGUCACAAUAUCUUCAUUCCUUCUACCACCGCCAUACCUCCUCACGCCGGUCCAGGAUGCCUCUAUGCGCUGGGCCGGAAUCAUCGGCGCCCUCCUCGGAUUCGUUUUCGGCUACUUCUUCAACUCUUGGAUCUAUUUCUCGUCAUCCGCGUCUGGCGUGUCCCGCCGCGCUAACUGGCGCCCCGAGUACCGCCUGCACGGAGUAUGGGGUCCGAUAUUUAGCAUGGCUAUAGGGCUCGUAGUAUACGGACUCACGCUCAACUUCCAAAAGAGUUGGGUUGGUCUUGCAUUUGGUUGGAUCCUCGUAAACCUGGGAAUGAUCGCGUCGACUGUGGCCAUUACAUCGUUUGCCCUCGAGAAGUAUCCAGCUUAUGCAACGAUCGUCAGUGCGAUUAUCAACAUGUGGCGCACGUGUGGUGGCUUCUCGGUUGGAUACUUCCAGCCUAGUUGGAUUGCGAGGAGUGGGGUGGGUGUCGUAUUUGGGUUGCAGGCUGUUGUUGUGAGUGUUUGUAUUGUGCUUUUCAUUACUCCAGUGAUCUGGCUGGGGAGGAGGGAAGCGGCGAGGAGGAUUGUGUCUGUAGGAGUGGCGUAAAUGUACUCAUGAAUGGGAGAGUGUAAUAGAUUACCAUUCGUCUAAAAGCGAGGAAUUUUCGAGGCUCGAUUGAAGGAGCGGUAUUUUCAGGCGAGAUAUUAUUGUUGCCAUGAGAUCGGAG
This is a messenger RNA of Pseudogymnoascus verrucosus, 2201 nucleotides long. RefSeq lists its product as uncharacterized. Gene Ontology annotation, biological process: transmembrane transport. Lineage: Eukaryota; Fungi; Ascomycota; Leotiomycetes; Thelebolales; Thelebolaceae. Bases 554 to 2080 code for a protein of 508 amino acids. The transcript has 4 exons. Gene Ontology annotation, molecular function: transmembrane transporter activity. The record is from RefSeq and is a predicted model, not a curated record.